Lymnaea stagnalis (great pond snail) is the source of this 6150-nucleotide messenger RNA. The record is from the annotation of a GenBank genome assembly. Lineage: Eukaryota; Metazoa; Mollusca; Gastropoda; Lymnaeidae.
GGAUCUGAAUAGCCAAUUGCUGCUAUAGGUACCAGGGUAUCUAAUGCCACUCUGUUUUGAAAAUUUGCGCAUGUGUUGUUUCACGGUAGUUUCACCAUGACAACAUUUCCGGACAACUGCGCCCAAGGAAGUGAACUUCAUAUAAGGAAAAUGAAAAAAACAUUCCUUUUGCCUUGCAUUAUAUAUUAUCUUACAGUAACAGCCUCAUCAAAUGAAGAUAUUAAAGAUUUAAAUUUUUUUGAUGAUGUUCCAACUGGUAAAACUUAAUUUAAUGAUAUACUUUUUCUUAACUAUUUCCACACAUAAGCCAUGCCAAAUGAUUAUCAUGAAUCAUGGCAAUGAUUAUGCUCAGCCAAUGAUGAGACCUAACUAUUUUAAAAUCAUAACAUAUAAUUUGUAGGCCUACUUUACUGUACAAGAAAUUACCACUUGGUUUCAUGCACGUUUUUCAAAGCUAUUACAGUAUUACUAUUAAUAUCAUUAAAAAGAAAAGCACCAACCUUUUGGGGGGGGGGGGGGGGGGGGGAGGGGGGGAGAAAGAAAAUAAGUCAAGGGAGUCAUUAACAUAUGAUCACUUAAUUAUAUUUAUUUCUUUAAGUUCUUUAAGCUUCAACUAGAGGAAGAAAUGCGGAGUUUAAGUCUUGGGUUCGUAGGCAUUCAUUUGAUUAGAUUAGAUUACUGUAACAUUUUUUUGUGGGGUUUACCUCUAAACCUAAUUCAGAGACUCCAGAAGGUAUAAAAUACUGCAACCUGCAUUGUAUCGCAUAUAUUAUAAAGAAAUCUGAACACAUUGACAUCAACCCAGUUCUUAAAGUUCUCCUCUUGCUUCCAGUGAGUGAGCGCAUUGAACACAAAUUUAUGUCCCUGGCGUAUAGGUGUAUGGAAAGCUCUGCACCUGUAUAUCUUCAAAAAACUGAUUUCUAAACAUGACAUGCACACAUACAGAGCCUGCUCUUCUCAACACACUCUUUACUGAAAGUUCCCAGUGUGGAUGGACAGAAAUCAUAUGGAGUGCCCUCUUUUGAAGCUAUUGCGCCUAAAUUGUGUAGCAGUUUGCCUCAAUCUUUGAGGGAAAGCGAAAAUGAUAAAAAGUCAUUUAAAAACAAUAUAUAGACUUUUUCUUUAAAUAGAUUUUAGGACAUCAGAGCACUGUGAGCAUGCUAAAAUAGAAAGCACACAAGCGCUAUAAAAGUACUCAAUCAUCAUCAUCAUUUGAUCAUAUUAAACUGACAUAACAAGAUGUGACAUGAUCUUGACUGCAAUUUGAUGAAAUCAAAGCUGCACAGAACAUUUUUCAGCCUUUUAUGACCUCCGUUGGUGGCAUUUGUCUUUUAAUAAUAUACUAUAUAUUAAGUAUUAUUAUAUUUAUAAUAUAUUUAUAGUAUAUUAUAUAGCACAUGUUAAUCUGUUUUGAAUUUCUUAAGGGUUGAUCACCUAUAAUUUAUUUUAAUUGUUCUCAUAUAGUGUAUUAAAUACAUAGCUUAGAUAAUUUAGGGGCUGUAUAUACAUGAUGUCAUAUAAUUUGGCACAUUUUUUUACCCCCACUCCCCAGAAACUUCAUUUCAUUUUUUUUUAACCAAAAAAAAGGGAGAUGGGGGAUGUGCAAAGCCAAAACUUGGCCGGCUAGUUGAGUUAUUAAUUACUGGAGGCAAGGCACCACAGUACAUGUCAAUUUAAAUAAGAAUUGUCACAUUGUGGUUUACGUUUUAUAUUGAUAAGACAAGAACAGACAGAUGAAACCAUUAAAAUUAAACACCACACUUUUGAAAAAGUAAAUCAAUUCAGAUACCUAGGAUCUUUAUUAAAUGAAAGAAAUGAAUUACUAACAGAAAUAUAAAAAAAAUAAUAUUGCUCGGAAACAGGGCAUACUUCAGACACUUCAGUUGUCCAAAAAAUACUCAAAAGUAAAAACAUAACAAGAAAACUUGAUAGGAUGGUCUGUUACACCUAGUAAAAAUAAAAACAAAAAAUUCGGGAGGGUUGGGAGGGGGUGGGGGUCGGCACUGCUCCCCUCUCCCCACCCUUCCCAAAUAACGUCCCUGCCACCCCUCCAUCAGAUAUAUGUCAAAAAAUUUAGACUUCCUUUUCUUUUAAGACAUCAUCACCAAUUCAUGACACCCUCCUCCCCUAUUUGCAUGAAAUCAUUUAUUUUAUGGAUGGCCCCAACCUCUUAGGCAUGAAUUUAUUUUGUAAUGUGAUUGCAAGCAUAAAUCAAGGUCACUAUAAUGAUUUAAUCCAGCAGACUGGCAGAAUUCAAAUUUGUACUUCUUUUUGGCAUGUUUAACAUGAACACAAAAUAUUGGCCGACAUCACCAAAAUAAUUAAACAAGUAAAAAUUGUCUAAUAUGUGACUGAGAUAAAAAAAUAAUAAUAAUGUAAUUUUACCAUUGUACUUUUUUUUUGUAAAAGAUUGGUAACAUCACAUUGGGGUGGUAAGUUUUAUUUUAGUUUAGUAUAUUGAAAUGGAUCUUAAAAAAGUAUGGCAUGACAUCAAAUGUGGAUAGACAAAAUAUUUUAAAUUAAUCUAACAGGUAAUCUUUUUUAUGUUAUGAUGAAAUAAGGUCAAAUUUUCACUUUAUACUUUCAGAGUUGCGAUGUAGUGGCUGUCAACUAACUGUUAAAGGUUUGUCCUUGUAUUUUCUUUAAAGAGCUAGCUAUUUUUUUCUUCAAGCAAAAUGAAUUGGAUUUUGGAAAUUUAUAAAUUUAAAUAUAAUUAAGGAACCACAUCAAAAUGCCAUAAAAGAAUAUCAAUGCUAUGAAUGUACUUUCAGCAGUUUAAAUAAAAAUGAUUUUAUUUAUAAAUGAUAAAAACCAAUCAAUCCUGUAACUAUGAAAUUUUUAUGUUAAGCAAUAUCCAAAGAAUAAAUAAGAAAGUAAUGAGAUGAAAAGCACAUUAAAAGAUUUUGAGAAAAACUAUUGACUGCACACUUGCUUACACCCAAACAUGCCAGAUGCUAUUGACUUAAUGUAUAAUCUGUGCAGCGCAUCACUCGAGGACACAAAAACACCCGGCAAAAAAAGCACCUGAGCAUAUGCAUAUGUCUCCCAGGAGUGUCCGUCUGUGAUAACUGGGCUCACACUGCUGACAGUUGAAUGUUCAUAUUGUAGCAUUGUCCAGUGCAGAACAUACUUGUGACAAGUGAACAAUCCAUUUAAGAGAAUACUUUUUAAAGUGCAUUCACUUCUUGAAAUUUUUAGAGGAAUCUGUUACCUACAGCAGCGCAGCACAAUGUUAUGAUGUUCAUACUUAAUUUAAACAUUUAAUUUUUUAUCCAAAUAAUACAAAAUGUAUAUAAUUUUUUUAGUUUAUUUUGUAUUAAAUCACUGUUGAAAUAAGGUGAACACCUUUCCACUGUGUUCUACAAAUUUAAAAAAGGGGUUACAUCCUUCUAUUCUUUAGUUUUAAAUGGAAUAUUACUGAGAAACAAGGAAGGACCUAUAGAGAAGAGGGUCCAAAAUGCUAUGAAAAAGUUGUGCCAGGAAUCCAAAAUGACCAUAUCUGAAUACAACCCAAAGCUCGUUACAAAAGUAUGCAAAUUCAUCACAGGUAAAGAAUGAUAUGGUCAUAUUUAUUUGUUUCACAAUGUAUUUGUAAAGUUUAGUUCUUGCUAUGUUUUCUUAAUUUUAUCCUCUUUCAUUAAGGCCUAGAUUUCUGAUUAUUUCAUCUCCGUUGCUUGCUAGCUUCCAUUGAAAGUUGAAAUCAUUACUUUUUAGUAUAAUUGGUUGUAGCAUGACAUGUAGCAUGUGUGAGGAUGAUGGGAUGCACCUGACUAAUUCAACAUUUGUUGCCCCUGUACUGUUUGCAUGUUUCUAAGAUAAGUUGAUAAAAUAGUUAGGUAAUAAAUAAAAUAGAGUGACAUACCCUGUGCAAGCCUUGCAUUUUAUUUUUAUUUAAAACAUCAAAUAUUCCAGAUCUUUUUAAACUUUCUUUACUUGCAUGUCACUUUACAAGCCAUUGGUGGGGGAUGGGCUGGGGUGUUUAUGGGAGGCUGGAUGAGUAGAAAGUUUCUUUCUCCUGUUCUCUCAAAGUAGAAGGUAACAAACCAUGAAUUGUUUAAUCAAUGUAAUGCAGAUAAGCAUCAACUGGAGGUGACAGAUGAGCUCAUCAAACAUUAUGGUCAGGAACGACACCCAACUUACUUGGAGCUCUCGCAUCGCAUCUGUCUGGAAGUCUUACAUUUGUGUGCCGGUAGCUCAGACUCCCACAAAGAGGUUUGCAAAUACUAUGAAAGAAUAUUGAAUUUCAAUGUUAGGAAAACAUCCACCUCCCAACUGGGCCCUUUUCAUAAUUUUAAAUUUUUAUAGGAUCUCUGGAGUAUUAACUUCUCUGUUACAAAGUUUGAAUUUUUAUGGAUAUCCUUUUGUUUCAAAUUUAAAUAGACAUGCCUAUAUUUAUGUCACUACAAUUCCAUUUAUAGCAUAGAAAUCAUUAUCAGUGGCACUACAGCCCAUUUAAAGACAUGGCCUGCUUUACAACAUCCUAUAGCUUUGAAAUGUAUCCCGUAUUGUGUAUUUCUUGAAAUUAUUCUUUAUCCCAAUUCAUUUAUACUUCUGCUUGUAUAUCAUAUAUCAAUCAAAGCUGAUUGUAGUUUUGAAUACGACCUUGGCCUGUAUUGUUUUUUCGUUGUUCUUUUCUUUCUAGUUUUGAAUUUUAAUUGUAGAAGGCUUUUGCUGUAUUAAUUGUUUUAUGUGAACCAUCCCCAGGAGGAAACGUUGCUUCAAUUUAAUGGCAUGUCUCAGGAUUUCACCAUUAAACCAGGCGAUAACAUUAAAAUUGCCCAACCAGUUGGUGAGAAGUUUCAUCAAGAACUUUAGUGCUAUACACACCCAGUUACUUUGUUAAGAUUCCCAAGUAGUAGCCAAAACUUGAGAUAUUUUAAGUGGAAGGUACAGUUAUGAUCUGGAGAAUCACUUCAACUGCUUAACUUAACUUUUGUUCUAAUUCUGUAUGGUACAAUUUUUUUCUGGAUGUCAAAUUUUUAAGACAAUUUUUUUAUUAUUGGUUUCAUAUUUUUUAUGACCACUAAAUACUCAUUUUACCUGCAUUUUAAAGAGAUUUCCUUAACCGUAAUUAAAUUUAUGAAGAUGACUGCAGAAAUAAAUUUUGUGGCGGCAUUUUCUGGAGUCAUAAUUUUAUAAGAACAUCCAAAUGUUUUAAAACUUAAGUAAAUGGAAAAAGUCUUCAUCAUUUAGAUAUCAAUAUUGGAAGAAGAGUUUUUAUUUAAUAUUAUAUUAGACUAAAUCGCCCUUUUUUCUGUAGUAGCAGUUUAAUCUAUUUAUAUACCUUACUGACUGACAUGCAUUUGCAAGCUUAUUUUUUGGUCUGUUUUUUCGUAUACAGCCCAGGUUGGCAUUUAAAGACGUAGCAAUAAAGUAACCAUCUCAUAAACAUUUAAAGUGACAUACUUUACAAACUCUAUGAAAGGAGAAAGAAAUGAGUGGUCACUUAUUCAUUGAAACUACAACAGUAUUUUGAUUUCUUCUGUUAUGUGAAGCUGUGUGAAAUUUAUCUAAACAGCUACAAUAAAAAGAAAAAUGCUACAAUAAAAAGAAAAAUGCUUCAUAACUUAUAUUACUGUCUUUUCAUCUGAAAAAGUAGUAUUAUAUUAAGGAACCAACUUUCUAAAGCAGUGAGAUAAUGGACAAUUUGUUUCAACUGUGAUUUGUACAAAAAAAAUUUAAAAUCUGUAUCGAAUAUUGUUGUAUUUUUAACAGCAUGCUGUGUUUUAAACUAAUAUAAUAUUUAUAAACUUUCAAUUGGAAAGAAGUUUGAAUAAAUUUAAGUGCAAAUCUUUAUUCUAAGGUGUUUAAUGUGUGCCUUCCAGCUGAUUGCAACCCAUGUUACACCAUAGUCUUUAAGCAUACAUUUUUCUAACAACUGCAUGAAAACAAGUGUGUAAAUUGUGUGCCAAAGAUACAAAGAGAUUACCCAUUCAUAUUUUUACUACACUGCCUUCAACUAUUUAUACUUUCAUUAUUCAUGAAAAUGUAGUAACAAAGAAUUGUAACUGUAAAACCAAAACAAAUAACAAUAGCAUUCAAUAGCAAUAAUUUUUUUAUAAAGAGAGAUGCUUAAACUUAAAGUAAGACAGAAUAACUUAUCACAGUAUUUUAUUUGACACUUUUUUCUACAUUGGUUUUGAAAUGGAC